Molecule: messenger RNA, 380 nt
Organism: Loxodonta africana (African savanna elephant)
Lineage: Eukaryota; Metazoa; Chordata; Mammalia; Proboscidea; Elephantidae
Product: keratin-associated protein 20-2-like
Exons: 1
Coding region: 1-213 (70 amino acids)
Source: RefSeq, a predicted model, not a curated record
AUGAGCUAUUACUGCGGAAACUACUGUGGUGGUCUGGGCUACGGCCUUGGUGGCCUGGGCUGUGGCUAUGGCUGUGGCUAUGGUUCCUUUCGAGGUCUGGGCUGUGGCUAUGGAUCUGGCUACGGUGGCUACGGCUCUGGCUAUGGUGGCUACGGAUACAGCUGCUACCGCCCCUGCUACUAUGGAAGAUAUUGGUCUUCUGGCUUCUACUGAGAAACCUUGCAAGCAACUGAGGACUCUCUGCUAAUGUUCCUCUCGUUGAUUCUACCUUCUGGACACUUCUUUCCAUCAUUGUCUCUCAGCUGUAAUAAUGACCAGCCAAUCCUAUGUUACUGUGGCAGAUCUUUUAAUUUCAGGACACCAGGGCUGACUUUAUAAAA